AGCCGGGGCUGGUCCCCCGUAGGAGCCACCCUUGUCUGCCCCGAGCGCCGGGGCGGGGCGAUGUUAGGUCUGGGGGAGGCCCGCGGAGCUUCCUCGUCUGCGCGGGGGGCAGGAGGCUGUGGGAGCUCUGCCCCCGCGGCCUGAGGGGGCCGCUCAGAGAGCCCCUCCCCUCCCGGCUCCUGCAUGGAGUGCGGCGGGCCGGGCGCGAGUGAAGCCACGCGGGGGGAGGAUAAAGAAAAAAAGAAGAAAGAGAGCAUUUUGGAUCUCUCAAAAUACAUUGACAAAACAAUUCGAGUAAAAUUCCAAGGUGGUAGGGAAGCUAGCGGAGUCUUGAAAGGAUUUGACCCUCUUCUAAACCUUGUGCUUGAUGGCACUAUUGAAUAUAUGAGAGAUCCAGAUGAUCAAUACAAACUAACAGAGGAUACCCGUCAGCUGGGACUGGUGGUUUGCAGAGGAACAUCUGUGGUUCUUAUUUGUCCACAGGAUGGAAUGGAAGCUAUUCCAAACCCUUUCAUUCAGCAGCAGGAAGGCUAACAUUUUCUUGGGACUCAUUGAAGCCUCAAGGCUGCAAAUCAUUGGAGAUAAUGGACAGUGUGUGAGAAACCUUCCCAUUUUGGGGAAUAGAUUUUUUGGUUUUUUUUUUAAAUGUUCAUUUUAUAAAGGUUGGAAGGACCUUGACCUUUUUACUUUGCCAUUUGCCACGGUGAUAGCAGGAGCACUGAAUGACAACUGCAAAAUAAGAUCUAAUUUUGUUCAAUAAAGAAAAACUUCAUUACUGCUCUA
Molecule: messenger RNA, 783 nt
Organism: Gopherus flavomarginatus (Mexican gopher tortoise)
Lineage: Eukaryota; Metazoa; Chordata; Testudines; Testudinidae
Gene: LSM7
Product: LSM7 homolog, U6 small nuclear RNA and mRNA degradation associated
Exons: 4
Coding region: 184-534 (116 amino acids)
Biological process (GO): nuclear-transcribed mRNA catabolic process; mRNA splicing, via spliceosome
Cellular component (GO): catalytic step 2 spliceosome; U6 snRNP; spliceosomal tri-snRNP complex
Molecular function (GO): RNA binding
Source: RefSeq, a predicted model, not a curated record